UAGCAAAUUAGGGCUUGGCUUUUACUCGCUUUUUUAAUAUACGCCCGUAGACGGAAAGGCACGAAAUAAAAAGAAAAUAUAAUAUCCUAAUUAAAAUAUAACUAAUAAUUCAGAAUUCUCGCAUUUCUCAGAAAAAGGGCUUCGGAGCCGCUCUGCGUUUUCGUUCCGGAACCCUAGAAUUUCCGCGUCGGCGUAAUUUUCCUGAAUUAUUGAGGCUGGUUUGAUGGGAUUUUAGUACAAGUGCAAAACUGCAAAUAAUUAUUAUUAUUUUUAAAUUUUUUAAAAAAAAAAGAAGAAAAAAAAAAGAUGUCGGGAUCUGAGACAGGAGUGAUGACGAGUAGAGAGCCUUUCAGCGUCGGUGGUCUGCAGAAGAGUCCGCUGCAGUCACAGGCCGCCAUACAGAACAUGCGCUUGAACUUCAGUCCUGACGGCGCUGCUGCUGCUCUCUACAAGCCUGUCGCCGCCGCCAACUCACCCACUUACCAGUCCUCCGCCGCCGCCUCUGCCGCCGCAGGGGAGCCAAUGAAGCGGAAGAGAGGGAGGCCCAGGAAGUAUGGGCCAGAUGGCACCAUGGCAUUGGCUCUCUCACCUUCAGCUGCGUCUGUCACCGUAACCCAGUCCAGUGGUGGAGCCUUUUCUCCUCCUCCUCCUCAUCCUCCUCCUCCAUCUGUAGGUUCUGCUUCACCCACUUCCAUCAAGAAAGCCAGAGGCAGACCACCUGGUUCUACCAAGAAGCAACAAUUGGAUGCUUUCGGAUCUGCGGGGUUUGGAUUUUUGCCACAUGUUAUCACUGUAAAAGCUGGAGAGGAUGUAUCGGCAAAAAUAAUGUCAUUUUCUCAGAAUGGUCCUAGGGCUGUUUGCAUCUUGUCUGCAAAUGGAGCCAUUUCUAAUGUGACUCUUCGCCAACCGGCCACAUCUGGUGGAACUGUAACAUAUGAGGGGAGGUUUGAAAUACUAACACUUUCUGGCUCAUUUCUUCUAUCUGAAAGUAGUGGCCAGCGGAGUAGAACUGGGGGCUUAAGUGUGUCAUUAUCUGGCCCAGAUGGUCGAGUUUUAGGUGGUGGUGUGGCAGGUCUUCUGACAGCUGCCUCCCCUGUUCAGGUAGUAGUGGGGAGCUUUGUUGCAGAUGGUAGGAAAGAAUCAAAGACAGCAAACCAAUUGGAGCCUGUAGCACCAAAACUUGCACCGAGUAGCGGGCCAACAGGGGCCAGUAGCCCCCAGUCACGCGGAACGCUCAGUGAAUCUUCAGGCGGACCUGGAAGUCCGCUUAACCAGAGUACAGGAGGCUGCAAUAACAGUAACCCGCAAGGCAUGUCAAGCAUGCCAUGGAAGUGAAGCUUUCAUAACUCCAGCCUUUUCACUAAUUUGUGUAGUAGGCAAGAUCAGGAUCAGCAAUGUUGUGUUUUUUAACUUUAUUCGGAGUCUCGAGGGCACCCCGUCGUAGUUUCAACCUUGUGUAAUGUAUGUUUAGUAGAAUAAGAACUGUAUAAUACUUUACAGCUUGACCUUAUAGGAUGUGGGCAGCUGAAAGUGUCAACCAGGUAACAAGAGGUGUGUGUGAAAUAGAAAUUAGAUUAAGCCUUGUGCUUUUAGGACUUGGUAGGAUUAGGAUGAGUUGGUGAUCUAGUUGUUUAUCAUGUGUUGGCUUGUUGUAAUCUUUGUAGACCCUUACUUCAGAUAUGCUCAGCUUCACCUUUUUCUCUAA
This is a messenger RNA of Prunus avium (sweet cherry), 1705 nucleotides long. Lineage: Eukaryota; Viridiplantae; Streptophyta; Magnoliopsida; Rosales; Rosaceae. The record is from RefSeq and is a predicted model, not a curated record.